GCCGCGCGGCUGAGGGGAGGCGGCGGCGGCGCGGCCGCUCCCGGUGCCGCUCCCAUCGCUCGCCCCGUUCGCGGCGCCGCUGCCGCUCCUCAUCCCGCUCCUGCCCACUGCGAUGGUGCCCGGGCGGAGCCGCGGCGGCGGAGGGGCGGCAGUGCCGCUGCUGCGCGGCUCCAGCCGGGCAGGGCGGCAGCAGCAGCAGCAGCAGCAGCAGUGCAGGAGUUGGCUGUCUUUCAUUCCAGAUGUUUUCAUGCCAGGUGAUUUACUCCUUAUUUCUUUGUGGACUCCUUGUUUCUUUGUGGAGACCUUAAUUAAUUUGGGAUUAGGAUUCCCAUGGCACGUGAGCUAGAGGAUCAUUUGGAGUAGGAGGUGUCUCUGUGCUGCCCAAGAUGGUGGGGAAGCUGAAGCAGAACCUGCUGCUGGCGUGCCUGGCCAUCAGCUCGGUGACCGUGUUCUACCUGGGCCAGCACGCCAUGGAGUGCCACCACCGCAUGGAGGAGCGCAGCCAGCCCCCCCGGGGGGACAGCGGCAGGGCCACCACGCUGGGGACAGCCCCCAGCGGCAACAGGAGCCUGCCCUACAGCAAGGACAUGCCCCUGAUCUUCAUCGGCGGCGUGCCCCGCAGCGGCACCACGCUGAUGCGCGCCAUGCUGGACGCGCACCCCGACAUCCGCUGCGGCGAGGAGACCAGGGUGAUCCCCAGGAUCCUGGCUGUCAAACAGAUGUGGGCCAGGUCCAGCAAGGAGAAAAUCCGCCUGGACGAGGCAGGAGUCACGGAUGAGGUGCUGGAUUCGGCCAUGCAGGCCUUUCUCCUGGAGAUCAUCGUCAAGCACGGCGAGCCCGCUCCCUAUCUGUGUAACAAGGAUCCCUUCGCUCUGAAAUCCUUGACUUACCUGGCCAGGAUUUUCCCCAACGCCAAGUUCCUGCUGAUGGUGCGGGAUGGCCGUGCCUCUGUGCACUCCAUGAUCUCCAGGAAAGUCACAAUUGCUGGCUUUGACCUGAACAGCUACAGGGACUGCCUGACCAAGUGGAACCGGGCCAUAGAAACCAUGUACAACCAGUGCAUGGAGGUGGGCUUCCAGAGGUGCAUGCUGGUGCACUAUGAACAGCUGGUGCUGCACCCUGAGAGGUGGAUGAGGACUCUGCUCAAGUUCCUGCACAUCCCAUGGAACCAGGCAGUGCUGCACCACGAGGAGAUGAUUGGAAAAGCAGGGGGGGUUUCUCUUUCCAAGGUUGAAAGAUCCACUGACCAAGUGAUCAAGCCAGUGAACGUGGAAGCCCUGUCCAAGUGGGUUGGGAAGAUCCCAGCUGAUGUCCUGCAGGACAUGCCAGUGAUUGCCCCCAUGCUGGCCAAACUGGGCUAUGACCCCUAUGCCAACCCCCCCAACUAUGGGAAGCCAGAUCAGAAAGUGGUGGAGAACACAAGGAGGGUCUAUAAAGGUGAAUUUCAGCUUCCUGACUUCCUCAAAGAAGUGCCACAGCUGAAGAAGACAGUAGAAAGGAAGUCUCGUGGCAAGAUAAAAUGACCAUGGAUCAGUAAAGUGCCAUAGCUGUAGUGUGUGUCUCAUGUUUUCAGAAAAUAACCCUGCUGUGGCCACCAAGUCUUCCUGAGCAGCCUUUGUGUGAUCUCUAACGUGGGCUUGGCUUUUUGCUGCCUGUUUGCCAGCUUGGAUCACUCAGUGCUCCUGCUUUGCUCAGCUCUGGAGAACCAUCCCAGCCCUUUGCUGCUGUCCCUGUCACUGAGUGUCUGCCCCAUGUGUGCUGCUGGGUCACUCCUGGGAUUGCUGCUGGGGUUGCAGAGCAGCCACAGCUAAAGCUGCAGGAGCAGGCUGUGCCUCACCAGAGGGGGAUAUUGCUGAGAAGGGUUGAUGGAAAUGCAGGGAGAUCCUUCAGAACUGAUGGUGUGCUAGCAAAAAAAUCCUUGAUUUGGAAUAAAUCCUGGGUUAAAUCCUUUCAAUCCUUGUUUGCAUACAGUAUCAGUUAAAUUAUGCUGUUUGUGGUUUUCAUUAUCCUGGGAUACCCAAAAGAACCUGACUGAUAAAUUAAUUUUUCACUCCAGAGGAUAGGGAGGUUCCUGCUAAAUUCCAGUAAGUGGAUUUAUAGAGUUAGCUUGGUUUAAAUACAAUAUUUACCAAAAUCUGAGCAGAUUUAUCCAUAGCAAAGAAUCCCAACUAAAAGACAAAAAUAAGCACUGGAGGAGUAAAAGAAUAUUCCUUAACCCAUAAAAACUUGAUCAAAUUGAUGCUGAUAGUAUUCUCCUUUAACUAAACAGCUCAAAGGUUUAGAGAACAGACAUUGGUAAUGAUAUUUUUGUUCUCUAAUGUAAAAUAGCUAAUUUAAUUUUUUUUUUUUUUGACAGACUGAACCUAUGGAAUAGAAGAGAAAAUGGACAUUUCUUGCACAGAAGCAGAUCAGCUGCUGCCUUUUCCAUGGGAAUGAUCCCUCAGGCCUGUCCCCCUGGGGUCAGAGAUGUGCUGCUCAUGGCCUGCUCUCUUCAGAAUGUUCUCUCCUGUUUCUUUCAUCCUGUUUUUGUUCCAAAUUCUGCUGUUGUGAGCGCAUGUAAACCUGUUAAAAAACAAAAAAACCAUCACUGAUGUUCAUGUGGAACUGCAUUACAUUGGCACAACUAUUUUUUUUAAGGUUUUAAAAAAUGCAAAAGCAAUGCCUGCAAUUGCUCCUCUGUUUUAAUUACAGGGCUCCAUUUUUUAAAGAUUUUUUUUUUUGUUUCUUGUAGCAGUUUGGUUUUAAAUGUACAAAGCUUUCAAGAGUGGUCUGUGCUUGUCCUGAAAGAUUUUUGGUGAAACACUUGUUUGUUUUAUUCAUAUGUGGAAAAUGUUAAAUAUCUUCUAUUUAAAAAAAAGAAAAAAAAAGUUGAUAAAUUACAUGUACAAUUACAAUUCAAUGAUCUUUUGUAUUUUAUUUUUCAAAAUAAAUGCUUUAAAUGUGA
Messenger RNA from Oenanthe melanoleuca, 2944 nucleotides. RefSeq names its product tyrosylprotein sulfotransferase 1 (gene TPST1). Gene Ontology annotation, cellular component: Golgi apparatus. Lineage: Eukaryota; Metazoa; Chordata; Aves; Passeriformes; Muscicapidae. Bases 387 to 1523 code for a protein of 378 amino acids. Gene Ontology annotation, biological process: peptidyl-tyrosine sulfation. Gene Ontology annotation, molecular function: protein-tyrosine sulfotransferase activity. The transcript is spliced from 7 exons. The record is from RefSeq and is a predicted model, not a curated record.